Molecule: messenger RNA, 412 nt
Organism: Cladophialophora psammophila CBS 110553
Lineage: Eukaryota; Fungi; Ascomycota; Eurotiomycetes; Chaetothyriales; Herpotrichiellaceae
Exons: 1
Source: RefSeq, a predicted model, not a curated record
UACGAGUACAGGUUACUCGAACCGGGCCAGAUUCGCUUGGUAGAGAUACUGCCAGGGACUGGGUCGAGGGCGGCACUUCAGGUCAAGAUUAAACAUGUACACCUCUCGCACGCUACCCGAGUUCUCAGAUUUACUGCAAUCUCCUACGUCUGGGGCAAUGUCAACGACACCCGGACUGUCGCUGUUAUCAACUCAGAGUCUUUAGGUGGUCAAAGCCAGCUACGGAUAACUGCCAAUCUUCAUCACGCUCUUUGUCAAGCUCAGAAAUUUGGUGCUCCGGUCUGGGCCGAUGGGAUCUGCAUCAACCAAAACGCCAAAUCGGGGGCUUUUCUCAGGGGAGAAGGAACAACAGGUGAAGAUGAUGGGGCAGAUUUACAGCGGUGCCCAUAUGGUGUUGGCGGAUCUCGGCCCG